Molecule: messenger RNA, 549 nt
Organism: Ceraceosorus guamensis
Lineage: Eukaryota; Fungi; Basidiomycota; Exobasidiomycetes; Ceraceosorales; Ceraceosoraceae
Exons: 2
Coding region: 177-500 (107 amino acids)
Source: RefSeq, a predicted model, not a curated record
CGAAGGAGAUGCCAUCUCGUCAGGCUUGGACUUGCCUAUGGAUAUCUCUCCUAUCAAACCCGCCAAUGCGCAACCCUUGAAACCUCUGGGCGGAAGCGGAGGCGACGCUUUCAAAUCGCGUCGAUGAGUCAGAGCCGCUCCACUCUCAUUGUCACCUCCGUGGCACAUGUACUCGAAUGCCUCUGCCGGCCAUUGCACGGUAUUUUCUUUCAUGUUCAUCUACUUUCGUUGGUCCCACAAACGGAUCAUCCUUCACUCCAGAUACCUUUUGCACGUCCUCUGACCGACUUGUAGACUUGUAUGUGAAACUCACAACCUGGCGAGGGUGUGGGGUUGAAUUUCAAUGUCUGAUUACGUUGAGACCAUGUUUGGUCAUGUUGAAUGUGGGGGGUAUGCGGAACGGAAAAGGUAGGAUGCUAGAUUCUGAUGAUUGUUUUGCGUGCUCGAGUGCUUGCUGGAUGGAAUUUGAAAGCUGGGCGGGGAGAGUUGUGCGAAUUUGAGCGCAAGGAAAUGGCUCAGGUUCGCAGGACCAGAAACUGAUUCAUGUAC